Messenger RNA from Ziziphus jujuba (common jujube), 1515 nucleotides. RefSeq lists its product as uncharacterized. The coding region runs from base 242 to 1120 and encodes 292 amino acids. The record is from RefSeq and is a predicted model, not a curated record. Lineage: Eukaryota; Viridiplantae; Streptophyta; Magnoliopsida; Rosales; Rhamnaceae. The transcript has 9 exons.
AAACGGAGAAACUAAUGAGAAAAGGCGGAGAUUUCGAAGACAAACCACCACCCCAACUGUGCUCUAGAGCAGAGACUUUAUAUUUAUUUUUUGGUCUCAAGCUCUCGAUUUUGCCCCCAAAUUUUAAGUAUAAAUUGCUAUCUGGACCCCCACUACUCCAUUUCCGGUUCGUUAGAUCCUCCAAAGAUAUCGUUCCUCACCUGCAUUUUGCCUGAUUCGAUUCGCUUCGCUCUCUCCUUCCAUGGAGUCCCCUGCUGUGCUCCGAUCCUUCCCCUGUUCUGCUGGCGCUGUUUCAAAUGCACGGUCCUUACUUGUGAAGUCUGGUGUUGUCCCUAUGCAUAAUGCCUGCGGACCCACCCCAAGUGGUUCUUGCAUCCAAAGCUCGACAGUUAGUAAGAAGUUAAUUUAUUCUCCAAAAAUGCAGAAGACAAUGCUAAUAUCAUGUGUAAAGACAUCAGAAGCUAAAGAGACAUCCAAGUCCAAUGUUUCAUCAGAUAGCAUUCAACAAGGCUCAUUGGAGAAAACACCUCGGAGUGCUACUUUUCCUAAUGGAUUUGAGGCUUUGAUGCUAGAGGUCUGUGAUGAGACAGAGAUUGCUGAACUGAAAUUAAAGGUUGGAGACUUUGAAAUGCAUCUGAAGCGGAACGUUGGAGCCACCACAACUCCUUUGUCUAGCAUCUCACCAACAACACCACCACCUAUUCCAUCUAAACCCAUGGUUGAAUCAACUCCUGCUGCUCCACCUCCAUCACCACCAAAGUCCUCAUCUGAAAAGACCAGUCCAUUCAAAAAUGUUGCAUCACAGAAGAUAUCAAAAUUAGCAGCCUUGGAGGCUUCUGGAAGCAGUGGCUAUAUUCUUGUAUCUUCACCAACAGUUGGCAAAUUCCAAAGAGGCAGAACAGUGAAAGAAAAGAGGCAACCACCUAUAUGCAAAGAGGGUGAUGUUAUUAAAGAGGGACAAGUAAUUGGAUAUGUGGAGCAGUUUGGCACUGAACUUCCUGUGAAGUCGGAUGUUGGUGGAGAAGUUUUUAAGAUCCUCUUCAAUGAUGAAGAAGCCGUUGGCUAUGGAGACCCACUCGUCGCUAUCUUGCCAUCGUUUCAUGGUAUCAAUAUCAAGUGAAAACGACCGCACUCACUCAACCCUCGAUCCACAUUAAAUCCCAAUAGCUGGAGUUGGAAAUGUCUGAGGGGUUUGAAAUUUUCAUUUUUCUAAACAUUUUCAUUCUUUUUGGAUCAAGUAGUUGGUUAAAAUGUAUUUGACAUCUCUCUGGUCAGUUAAAAUGAGUGCGCAUGGGAGGAAUAAUAGAUUAUAAGAAAGAAUUCGUUGUGUUCUAAGGACAAAAAUUUGUUAUGUUACUCAUUGAACUGCUAAUAUGUUCACGUAGGCACGAUUAUCCUGCCCCUCAUAAAGGCAGAAUUUCAUAAAUAUGUUCAUGUAAGCUCGAUUAUCCUGCCCCUCAUAAAGGCAGAAUUUCAUAUUACGCUUAUAAUCGUAACUUUUUUUGUGUUUUCCAA